UUUGUUUCCUAGGCAGAGAGCGCCAAGACAGCGAGAGCCAAGAAAUGCUGCCUCAGGCAACAGUCGAUUUGCCGAGAGCCCAAAUCCCGUUUCUGAAAACUGAAGCUCACUUCACGACAUUUAAGGCUCAUCACCACAUCCAAUCCCACACGCAACCAUGCUGUCGCGACAGGCAUUGCUCCGCUCCGUGCGGGCCGCAGCUUCCCAGCGGGCUCUCGCCACCCAGACCCGAUCGUUCGCCUCGCCGGCGGCGUCCAACGCCAAGGUCCAGCCCCCAGUCGCUCUCUUCGGCCUCGACGGCACCUAUGCUACUGCUCUGUACACGGCAGCCGUCAAGACGUCGUCGCUCGAGCCCACGGCCAAGGCCCUCAGCAGCCUCGGCAGCCUGGUUGAGAAGGACGCCAAGCUCAUCACCAUUCUCGAUGCGCCCACCCUGUCCAUCGCCGACCGCAGCGCCAUCAUCGCCGAGCUCGAGAAGGCCACGGGCGCCGCCGGCCAGACCGUCAAGUCCUUCCUGACCACCCUCGCCGAGAACAACCGCCUCAGCCUCCUACCCGGCAUCUGCAGCAAGUUCAACGAGCUGAUGAGCGCCUCGCGCGGCGAGGUUGAGCUGACCGUCACCAGCGCCCAGCCGCUGGACGGCAAGACUCUGUCCCGUCUCGAGACCGCCGUCGCCAAGUCGGCGUAUGUCGGCCAGGGCAAGAAGCUCAAGGUCACCAACACUAUCAACCCCGACAUCAUCGGCGGCCUCGUCGUGGAGAUUGGCGACCGGACAAUCGACCUUAGCGUCUCGUCCAAGAUUGCCAAAAUGAACAAGCUCCUCCAAGACACCCUGUAAAAGAACAAACCUAGCUCUCUUAGUUCCCUUGCUUUUUUCAUUGUAUUGGAAGUGUGUUUUGCCGGGUAGAGGGUGAUGCGGAGGAGAGGUGGAGGGCGAGGAAACCUAUCUUAAGAUAAAAACGGAUCGCCUGCUGGCGUCGCGCUUUCGUGGGGGGCCCUGUGUAUAUGAUGAGCCUGCAAUAGAAGAAAGCCCGUUCUCCCUGCCAUGAUCUGUUCUUUCUCCUCGGGUUUAGUGCCUUUUACUUGCCGAUUUCCCAUUGUCAAUUUCUUCAGGCUUUCCGUCAUCAUUAUCAUCGCUUCGAAACCUUGUUUGGUACAACUAUCAAAGUCAACCAAGACACAAUUCACUCACGACAAGACCAUCGAGAAUGCCGCUAUUUCACGAAACGAAUCUUCCUACCUACUAUGAAUAAAUAAG
This is a messenger RNA of Lasiosphaeria miniovina, 1258 nucleotides long. Its product is annotated as ATP synthase subunit 5. The transcript has 4 exons. The coding region runs from base 158 to 838 and encodes 226 amino acids. The record is from RefSeq and is a predicted model, not a curated record. Gene Ontology annotation, molecular function: proton-transporting ATP synthase activity, rotational mechanism. Gene Ontology annotation, biological process: proton motive force-driven mitochondrial ATP synthesis. Lineage: Eukaryota; Fungi; Ascomycota; Sordariomycetes; Sordariales; Lasiosphaeriaceae. Gene Ontology annotation, cellular component: membrane.